AUUUUCUUUGUUUCUAGAUGGUUUAACCUAAACCGAAGUUUCAGAUAAAUUAAUCCGGUUUAAUUAUAUAUCCGGUUAUUAAACUGGUAACUGAUACAAAUGUAGGCGAAGACGCUCAACGAACUUCAACCUCGUCUUCUCCGUCCACUUCACUCUCUCUAAACUCUCUCUCAGAUCUCUCUCUCUCUGUGAUUCAACAAUGGCGGUUUCUUCUUCUUCGUUUCUAUCGACAGCUUCACUAACCAAUUCCAAAUCCAACAUUUCAUUCGCUUCCUCAGUAUCCCCAUCCCUCCGCAGCGUCGUUUUCCGCUCCACGACUCCGGCGACUUCUCACCGUCGUUCAAUGACGGUCCGAUCUAAGAUUCGUGAAAUUUUCAUGCCGGCGUUAUCAUCAACCAUGACGGAAGGCAAAAUCGUGUCAUGGAUCAAAACAGAAGGCGAGAAACUCGCCAAGGGAGAGAGUGUUGUGGUUGUUGAAUCUGAUAAAGCCGAUAUGGAUGUAGAAACGUUUUACGAUGGUUAUCUUGCUGCGAUUGUCGUCGGAGAAGGUGAAACAGCUCCGGUUGGUGCUGCGAUUGGAUUGUUAGCUGAGACUGAAGCUGAGAUCGAAGAAGCUAAGAGUAAAGCCGCUUCGAAAUCUUCUUCUUCUGUGGCUGAGGCUGUCGUUCCAUCUCCUCCUCCGGUUACUUCUUCUCCUGCUCCGGCGAUUGCUCAACCGGCUCCGGUGACGGCAGUAUCAGAUGGUCCGAGGAAGACUGUUGCGACGCCGUAUGCUAAGAAGCUUGCUAAACAACACAAGGUUGAUAUUGAAUCCGUUGCUGGAACUGGACCAUUCGGUAGGAUUACGGCUUCUGAUGUGGAGACGGCGGCUGGAAUUGCUCCGUCCAAAUCCUCCAUCGCACCACCGCCUCCUCCUCCACCUCCGGUGACGGCUAAAGCAACCACCACUAAUUUGCCUCCUCUGUUACCUGAUUCAAGCAUUGUUCCUUUCACAGCAAUGCAAUCUGCAGUAUCUAAGAACAUGAUUGAGAGUCUCUCUGUUCCUACAUUCCGUGUUGGUUAUCCUGUGAACACUGACGCUCUUGAUGCACUUUACGAGAAGGUGAAGCCAAAGGGUGUAACAAUGACAGCUUUAUUAGCUAAAGCUGCAGGGAUGGCCUUGGCUCAGCAUCCUGUGGUGAACGCUAGCUGCAAAGACGGGAAGAGUUUUAGUUACAAUAGUAGCAUUAACAUUGCAGUGGCGGUUGCUAUCAAUGGUGGCCUGAUUACGCCUGUUCUACAAGAUGCAGAUAAGUUGGAUUUGUACUUGUUAUCUCAAAAAUGGAAAGAGCUGGUGGGGAAAGCUAGAAGCAAGCAACUUCAACCCCAUGAAUACAACUCUGGAACUUUUACUUUAUCGAAUCUCGGUAUGUUUGGAGUGGAUAGAUUUGACGCUAUUCUUCCGCCAGGACAGGGUGCUAUUAUGGCUGUUGGAGCGUCAAAGCCAACUGUAGUUGCUGAUAAGGAUGGAUUCUUCAGUGUAAAAAACACAAUGCUGGUGAAUGUGACUGCAGAUCAUCGCAUUGUGUAUGGAGCUGACUUGGCUGCUUUUCUCCAAACCUUUGCAAAGAUCAUUGAGAAUCCAGAUAGUUUGACCUUAUAAGACGCCAAGCGAAGACGAGAAGUCAAAAACAGUUUCCAAAAUUCCUGAGCCAAAUUUUUCCCAAGUAAAUUUUUUAAUCUUCAUUGUUCUUGGUCUUGCUCUACUUCUUUUGCAUCUUUUUCUUCACUUGUGUUGUAUCUGUAUUUUUGUUUUCAAGAAUCAUCAUUUUGGGUUUUAAACAAAUAAUUUCCUAUCCAGAAUCAGCCCACCGGCCUUAAGAAAAGAGAGUUACUAGACACGGCCUAUUAUCUGAGGGCAUAUCUGUUGUGUCUGUAUUUUUUUUGGGCACGGCCUUAAAGAUUGUGCCCAAGCCAAGCAAUCUAUUGCUUAGAUCUCAAUUUACUUAGUAGAACGAACAUUAUUUGGAUUUGAAAAUUAGACAUAUAUCAAUUAGGGCUGAAAUCCAACAUACCACAAGCCCAAUUCUU
Messenger RNA from Arabidopsis thaliana (thale cress), 2070 nucleotides. RefSeq names its product 2-oxoacid dehydrogenases acyltransferase family protein (gene LTA2). Bases 200 to 1642 code for a protein of 480 amino acids. Gene Ontology annotation, molecular function: dihydrolipoyllysine-residue acetyltransferase activity; acyltransferase activity. The record is from RefSeq and is marked reviewed. Lineage: Eukaryota; Viridiplantae; Streptophyta; Magnoliopsida; Brassicales; Brassicaceae. Gene Ontology annotation, cellular component: chloroplast stroma; pyruvate dehydrogenase complex. The transcript has 6 exons. Gene Ontology annotation, biological process: pyruvate decarboxylation to acetyl-CoA.